Schistocerca nitens (vagrant locust) is the source of this 1320-nucleotide messenger RNA. RefSeq lists its product as uncharacterized. Lineage: Eukaryota; Metazoa; Arthropoda; Insecta; Orthoptera; Acrididae. The transcript has 2 exons. The record is from RefSeq and is a predicted model, not a curated record. Bases 24 to 965 code for a protein of 313 amino acids.
AGUCGCUAAUACUAGGGGAAGUGAUGCCCGCAGCACACGAGGCUCUGCGGCGGGUGGAGGGCGCGUCGUUUCGUCCGCUGGCGGCCACGUGUCUGCACCACGGCGCCACGCCUAGGGCCUUCCUCGUGCUGGACGACCUGGUGGCGGCCGGCUAUCGACUGGCAGACGCCGAUCGACCGCUCGAUUACCAGCACUGCGAGGUGGUGAUGCGAGCGUACGCGCGCCUCCACGCCGGCACGGCCCACGUGCUCAGCAAGCACCCUGACUACGGCGUCCAACUCAAUACGGACAUGUUUGCAGCUGAGACCAUGGAGGGUUUGUUUCGUCAGAUGAUACGCUGCACGUGUUCUGCUAUUGCAGAUUUCAUAAAAAGGGUACCCGGCUGGGAAGAAUAUGCACCGAAGUACAUCGAGCUUGCGAACACCAUAAUGCCACGAGUGAAAGAGUCAUUGAUCCGUAAAAUGCAAGAUACCAAGCUGAAGGUUUUGCUUCACGCUGAUUGCUGGAAGAACAAUAUGAUGUUCAAGUACUCAGAAGAGAAGGUUGCUGGUGUGCGGUUUGUAGAUUUCCAGCUGACGCACGUGUCCAGCCCUGCCCGCGACCUGGUGUACUUCCUGUUCGCGAACGCUGGUCUGGACGCGCACGAGCGCCUGCCCUCGCUGCUGGAGACCUACCACUCACAGCUGCAGGCGUCGCUGCGCGCGCUGGGGAUGGCAGCUGCGGCGGACGCCUACCCGCUGGACGAACUCCUGAGGGAUAUAGAGGACCUGCAGUCCUUCGCGCUGUUCACAUCCACCCUCAGCGGGUUCGUUCUUUCCUGGGAACGUGUCGGAUACAAGUUCUCGCAGGCACUGCAUGACCUCAACAUAUCACCGGACUUGCUCUAUGGCGUCUAUGACAAUGAGUACUCGCAGCCUUACAUGAAGUACAUCACCCGUCACUUCGAGAGUAAGGGGCUACUGUGAUAGGCGUUAGCUGUACUGUAUUGGUGGAAAGGGCGAGAGCGGGGUAGAAUUGAAUAGACUCUAUACACACUGCUAAAUAUAUCAUUGCUGAUAGUUUAUUCACAGAGUUCAUCAGUCACAUUUAUAGAAGUCAGCAACCAUUAUUAUCAUUAGACUCUCUUGCUACUUAUCAAUAUUCGUCAAAAGCUAUAUUUAAUAGCCGACAUGUGAGCUGAGUUUUCGGAAUAAAUUUUAUGAGGUUACUGUUGCUUUCUUACAGAAAUCAAGGUGAAAAAUUCUUGUUGUAAUCGAGAUGACAUUCUAGUACAACUGAUACAUUGUCAUAGGAGGGUGGCGUUUAGCAUAUACUAACUAU